Molecule: messenger RNA, 1157 nt
Organism: Lates calcarifer (barramundi perch)
Lineage: Eukaryota; Metazoa; Chordata; Actinopteri; Centropomidae
Source: RefSeq, a predicted model, not a curated record
AUGGCGACAGUGAGCCGAUUCUCCCUUUGGCGCUUCCCAGUUUACAGGCGGCGAUAGAGCGCUCAUUUAUUGUACAAGAGAAGAAGAAUGGUAGGGUCCCUCUGAAGAAGACGGGGAAACGACCUACGAAGGGCACUUGAUAACAAGUGCUGAAGGAAAUAACGGAAAAUAGAUAAAAAUGGAAUUUAAGGAUCACGCUUACACCAGCACCACUUAUGAUAAAGUCAACCCCGUGGAGUUCACAUAUAAAAUGAAUUCAAAAGAAAUCGAAGACUUUGUGAAGCUGAGGGUUUCAAAUAAUUUCCUCUUUUCUGGAAAAAGAAACACUUCCAUGUGGGCAUGGAGGGCCAUCCUGAAACAUAUGGGAUUACAACAAAAGAUGAAUCAUAGUCAAGCAUCCAAAAAAUGGGAAAACAUGAAGAAGAGGUAUAAGGAGCUAAAGAACCCUCAAGAUGGGGUGAAAGUGUUCCCUGAAAUGUGGCCUCAUUUCACCUUAAUGGAUGACGCUAUGGAGGGUCGGCUGGAAGGCAAUGCCCCCAUCCUGAAGGCUUUCCCCAGCAAUAAAGACAACAGUGAUUUCUUACCCAUCUCCAAACCCAAGAGGAGGAAGGUAUCCAUGGUGACAUCCUCCCCUACACCUUCGGUAGGAAGUGGGCCGGAAAUUGAGGUUUCACUGAAUGAGGAUGAGGAGGUGGUGCAGGACGAAAGCAAGGACUGUAGACCGCAUCAUGCAAGAGGGGAGGACAAGAGGAACAUGAUGGAUAGCGAAAGACGUGUGAUGGAAAAGGAGAAACAGGUGAUGGAAAGGGAGCGGCUGUUGCUGGAGAGGGAGAGGGCGACGCUGGACCGGGACGUCGCCGCUCUGGACCGAGACCGAGCCCUGCUGGAAAGAGAGAGGGCGACGAUAGAGAGGGAGAGGGCAGUGAUGGAGAGGGAGAGGGCGAUGGUGGAGAGGGACAGAGAUGCUGUGUGCAGGGACCGGCUGGCUGUGGAGGGAGAGAGAGCCAGGCUGGAGAGACUUUUUGCACCAAAAGAAAGGACUGAGGAAGUUACAGAAAACAGCAGUGAGCAAAGCAAAGUGAAAGACACAGAUGUCAAGGACAGGAAGGAACGGUUCCUUUAUUUGUUGGAAAAACUUAUUGAAAAAUUUUGAGAAU